AUGGCAUUGUCUGGAUUAAAAAGUAACUUACUCCCCAGCUCCCCAUCUCUGUGAGCAAGCAAAACUAUAAGAAAAUCUAUUUAUUGGAAAAAAAUCCGCGAGCGAACAAAAAUUUAUUAAAUAUAAAACAUAUUUGAAUAUAUCAUUCAUAGUUAUAAUAAUAAAAUCUCCAGUUAGUUUAAACAGCUUAUAUUCUAAAUCAAAUUAAAUUAUUUUACUCAAUUGUCUUUUAAAUUUCAAAAAAAAAAUUAUCAUAAUUUUUUUAAAUCCAUGAGAUUUUUUGCCUACAAAGAGGGGAUUUAGAUGAAUCUGAUAGCGAUGAAGAGCCAGAAUUCCUCCAAUAUAAAGUAGUGAUCUUGGGUGAUGGUACGGUUGGCAAAACAUCACUAUGCAUGUGCCUGAAUGAGGCAGAGUUCCAAGUUCGCUACAAGCAAACAAUUGGUCUUGACUUCUUUGUGAAACGUUUAGAACUCCCUGGAAAUAUUCACAUCGCUCUUCAGAUAUGGGAUAUCGGAGGUCAAAGCAUUGGCAGCAAGAUGCUAAGCACUUAUAUAUACGGGGCCAAUGCAGUUGUGUUUGUUUAUGAUAUCACGAACUAUCAAUCAUUUAUUAACUUAGAAGAAUGGCUGCAAGUGGUAAAGAAAACCUUUGAAGGAAUUGACUUACCUUAUAUGUGCCUGAUUGGCAAUAAAACUGACUUAUUUCACAUGCAGGCUGUAAAACUCGACAAGCACAACACAUUUGCUGACCGAAAUGGGCUAUACUCCUACUUAGUAAGCGCAAAGACUGGGGACCAAGUUUAUAACUCCUUCUUCCGAAUUGCAGCAGAUUUAAGCGGAGUUGUCCUUUCUGCAGCUGAUAUAGAAUGUGCGCAAAAAGUAAUCAAAGCUGAAAUUGUCACUUAUGCAAACUCAGAAGAGCAGCAGCCUAAGAUUACAACAGUAAAUACAGCACCUCCUCCAACAGCUCCUACGACGCCUCACGUUACUCUUCCUCCAGCCCCAGCUCAGCGAGAAAAAAAGAAGAAAAAAUGCACUAUAUUUUAA
Blepharisma stoltei is the source of this 1046-nucleotide messenger RNA. Lineage: Eukaryota; Ciliophora; Heterotrichea; Heterotrichida; Blepharismidae. The record is from the annotation of a GenBank genome assembly.